UAUGGGAGAUUGAUAAAGCUCUAGCUCUUCAGUCUCAGAAGAUAGUAAAGGUUGCAAUUUCGUAAACAAUCAUACAAUCAUGGCACAACCGGUAACACGGUCACAGAUUCUUUCAAUCUUCAAGAAACUACAUCGAGUACGACAGAGGGCUUUUAAGAAUGAUGACAUUGGACUGAAAGUUUGUAGGGAGAGAAUAAAUAAUGGCUUCAGAGAGAACAGAAAUGUGACAAAUGAAGAAGAAAUAUUUAAGUUAUAUAAGACGGCAGAAGAUGUGGAAAUGGUUAUGAGAACUCAACUUGUUCAACUGGAAAAAGUGGAUGAAAAUACAUUCAGAAUGAAUAUCAGAGAAGAAACUCACAAGAGGCCAAAUUAUCUGUUUAACCCUGAUGCAGCUGUUCCAAUUGAAAGGAGGACACGAAAAUCAAGAAAAUGCGAAGAUAUCAAAGAACCUAAAGGAUCAUGAGAAAUGCAGAUAUCCAACCUUAGUGUAUUUCUCUGAACCUUGACAUUGUCCGGACUCAGUGGCUACUGUGUCUAUCAUACUGUUAGAUAUAAACUGUUAUGUGAAACUUAUUUGAAGUGAGAAACUUGCCUUUUGAGGGAUGUGAAGCAAUAUUAAGUACAUGAAUUGCAUUAUUCUGAUUGUUUAAUGCAUUGUGUUAACAGUGGUAUUAGUUUGUAUUACAAAUUUAAAUAAUUUAUUUGUUAUUAAA
Molecule: messenger RNA, 713 nt
Organism: Saccostrea cuccullata (small rock oyster)
Lineage: Eukaryota; Metazoa; Mollusca; Bivalvia; Ostreida; Ostreidae
Product: complex III assembly factor LYRM7-like
Exons: 5
Coding region: 80-463 (127 amino acids)
Biological process (GO): mitochondrial respiratory chain complex III assembly
Cellular component (GO): mitochondrial matrix
Molecular function (GO): protein folding chaperone
Source: RefSeq, a predicted model, not a curated record